CUCUUUAUCAUUAUUAUAAUGAAUCACUCACGAAUCAGUUCGACCACAAGGCGAUUUUCCAGUCAUCUUUUAAACGAUCACAAUACCUUUUAUGAAGUACCAACUCUGUCAACAUCUCAAAUACUUCAAUGUUUACACGAAGUGAACAUACAGAUCACACAACAAGAUUUAUUACACCCAACUAAACAACGCGUUUACUUAUUAUACAAAAUAUUAUUACAACUGCUCAUGCCAUGGCAAACAAAAGCUCUUGAAAAUGAACGACAUAAAAGGCGUUUACAAAAUCCCAAUGAUUCAGACGUAUAUCAAUCUAUUAACGAUCAUAUAUCUCUUUACCAUUAUUUCAAGCUCCUUCUCAGUAAAAUCGGUUAUCAUGAUUUUUUUUUAGGCGACAUUGAAAAUCCAUCCCCUUCACGGUUAGCAAAAGUUCUUAGUGUUAUCAUCAACUAUAUCAAAUCACGCGAUGCCAAUUGGCAAGGUUUUGAAGCUCUGGCGACACAUGAGGAAGAUACCUUACUGGAAAUACAAAAGUUACUUGGUGAAAUCGAUGAUUUACAAAAACAAAACUCGGAAACCCAAACCAAGUUAAACAGUAUGGAGCCAGAAAUGAAUGAAAUGAAAUCACAAGUAGACGAAGCGGAUCAGACUAUUCGGCAAUUAGAAGGAUUAGUAGAAAAAUAUCAAUCAGAUAUCAGUUUACUGAAAAUCAAGAGACAUUCUCUGAAGGAAAAAUUUCAAGAAUCUCAUCAGGCGUUUUCGACAAUGAUGGAUGAAACGAAAAAACUUGUAGCGAGAGCUGAAUACGAUCCUGCCCAAGCUUCAAUGAAUCUGAAAAAAGCUCAGGAGACCUUCCAACAGAACAAGACAUCUAUUGAAACAACAAGUCAGGCACUCAGAUCAUUCGAAAAAAUGUCAGAAAAACAACUACAAGUUUUAGACAGAAUCACAAAAGGGAAUGAUUUACAAAAAGAUGUACUAUAUCAAUCCAUAAAGAAAGACCAAUUAAAUUCAAAUAUCAAGGAACUUGAACGAAAAAUAGAUGGUGAUGAUCCAAAUGUCAAGGAUUCUGUGGAUUAUGGCAACGAAAUUCGGAAAAAGUAUAGGGAAUUGGAAGUAGCAUUGGCCAAGUUAUAUGAACAACAACAGAAAAAAAGAAAAACGAUGCAACUACAUUUAUUGAAACAUGAAGCUGAACAUGAAGAAGUUAAUCAGGAAGUAGCAGCCACUCAACAGGAACAAACUUUAUGUGCAGAAAGGAUCCAUCAACUUCAAUCUCAAAUGGAUCUUAUGCAAAAAGAACUUGAACAAAAUGUGACCAGAAUGAAUGGAAUUGUAGAUAGAUUAUUGAUAGCUCGUGAAGACAUGAUUAUUCUUAAUUACUGAAUAAAAGUUUAC
Molecule: messenger RNA, 1395 nt
Organism: Halteromyces radiatus
Lineage: Eukaryota; Fungi; Mucoromycota; Mucoromycetes; Mucorales; Cunninghamellaceae
Product: Nuf2 family-domain-containing protein
Exons: 9
Coding region: 19-1383 (454 amino acids)
Cellular component (GO): Ndc80 complex; kinetochore
Source: RefSeq, a predicted model, not a curated record